Messenger RNA from Drosophila yakuba, 515 nucleotides. RefSeq names its product accessory gland protein Acp62F (gene Acp62F). The record is from RefSeq and is a predicted model, not a curated record. The coding region runs from base 26 to 382 and encodes 118 amino acids. NCBI's taxonomy places the organism in Eukaryota, Metazoa, Arthropoda, Insecta, Diptera, Drosophilidae. The transcript has a single exon.
AUGGUAAACGUCUUCACUAUCUACAAUGUUGAUAACGUGCACCUUGAAGAUCUGUGCCUUGCUGGGCUUCCUACUCCUUUUCAAACCCAUCGAAAGUUGGGAUUUCGGCUGUACCGUCAACGGAAGCCUAGCGUCGUGUCCUUCAGCAUGUCCUGAAACCUGCGAGUACUCUGGUAUAGGACCCUGCGUAGAUAUGUGCGGCGGUCCUUGUGUGUGUAAGCCGGGAUAUGUAAUCAAUGAGAGGAUUCCGGCUUGUGUUCUGCGAUCAGAUUGCCCCAAAGAUGUGAUUCGUAAGGAACAAAUGACAGAAGGUCUAUUCAAUUUUAAAUGCUUUAGCAGAAAUUUAAAGUGUGUUGGGGAAUUUUUUAAAACAAGAAGGUAAUCUUGAAAUUAAAAUGCAGUAAAAUGCCUUUUUUGUAAUGCGUUUUCGAUUUAUAAAACAAUAGUAAAUUGUAAUCUGUAGAUACGGUUUUAAAUUCCUUAAUGCCGAAAUAAACAGUAAAAGAAAUACAUCA